UUUGUGUAAGACAUUGUACAAGUGACGUCGAUGGUGACGUCAACGUCAGCGAAAUCUAGACGAAAAUGUACGUACUACUUCAGUGGGCUGUAGAAAACUUAGUGGUGACGACCUAAGUUUAAAAAUUUUGUGAAAAUGUCGGGAAAAUCGUAUUCCGUUGAUAGAUUAGAACGUGUUGGUUAUUAUAAGUUGGAGAAAACAAUUGGCAAAGGAAAUUUCGCGGUUGUUAAGUUAGCGACACAUGUUGUUACAAGAACGAAGGUGGCCAUAAAAAUAAUAAAUAAGACUGCAUUAGACGAAGAAAAUUUGACAAAAAUAUUUCGAGAAACAGCCAUAAUGAAAAAAUUGCGCCAUCCGCAUAUCACAAGACUGUACGAGCUAAUGGAGACGAAGCAAGCAAUAUAUCUUGUAACUGAGUUUGCCAGUAAAGGAGAAAUAUUCGAUCACUUAGUUGCAAAAGGCCGAAUGACAGAAUCUGAAGCAAAAAGGAUUUUUAACCAGAUCGUUUCAGCAGUUAAUUAUUGCCAUUCGCAAGGCGUCGUUCACAGAGAUUUGAAGGCUGAAAAUCUUUUACUUGAUCAUAAUAUGAAUAUUAAGUUGGCCGAUUUUGGCUUCAGCAAUCAGUUUACGGAUGGUUGCCAGUUGUCCACAUGGUGUGGUUCACCCCCAUACGCUGCCCCCGAACUCUUUCAAGGAUUUAAGUACGAUGGACCCAAAGCAGAUAUAUGGAGUUUAGGGGUGGUGCUUUACGUUCUUGUUUGUGGAUCCCUUCCGUUCGAUGGUCCCACACUUCAAUCCUUGCAAAAUGUAGUUAUCUCUGGGAAAUUUCGGAUACCGUACUUUAUGUCACAAGAUUGUGAACAUUUAAUCCGUCACAUGCUGGUAGUCGACCCUGAUAAAAGACUGACAAUGGCACAGAUCGCAAAACAUCGAUGGUUAGCGAAUCUACCGCCGGUAGAUACAGGACCUGACCGAGAGAUGCACUUAAACAAGACAGUCAUUGAACACAUGCUACAGUUACCGCAACUUAAUCAAAACAUGAUCCUACAGUCUCUCAAAUCAAAUUCAUUCGAUCACAUUUACGCAAUAUAUAACUUACUCGUCGAUAAAUUGCAUCAACGAACCAUCAACUUUCAAUCCAAAUUAUGUCAAUCAUCGGAUGGCGACGGCACAAAACAUGACCUGUAUUCCCGUUCGGGAUCGCAAAAAUUUAACGAGCGCAGUGACUCAUUUAAUGAGCAAUUAGUCAGUCAGGGUCACAGUUUGUCUAGUGAGAUGCGAACUGAGAAAUUAGAAGAGCCCCAAUCGGUCAGACGCGAGAGCUUUAAUGAAAACUGUUUGCGAGAAGUGCGAGACGACAUGAAUGAAAAACGAAAGUUACUUUUGGAAGGUGCGUCUGAAGAUAUUGGUUCCCCCUUUGUAUCCAUAUCUACCAUACCGGCUGUUUAUUUAGCUGGUGAUGUUGAUGGACAGCCAUUUGAGAAGUUUGGUGAGAUGGAAAUGGAAGCUGUUGAAGACUCCAGUGCUUUGACAAUACCAUCGACCACUUCGUCUACUGGUUAUGGAAGUUGUUCGUCAGGUGAUCAGUACCUUACUGUACGUCGGCACACUGUUGGUCCGGGCGAUCCUGCACACGAACAAGUAUUGGAAUCGCACUAUAUGUCGCAAGCACAACAAGAUCCCAAUGGACAUGGCCUGCGAAUACUUCCGAACACUAACUUACCACUACAUUUACCCCUGUUGGCGCAACAAAAUCCCCAUUACUAUAGUGGGAAGGAUCCUCAUUUAUUGAAACCACCAACUGUGCUUCAUGCAGCUGGUGGUUUUGGACGACGCGCUUCAGACGGAGGCGCCAACCUGCAUAUGGUUUGGGACACCCCCGGCUCUCAUGAUCAACUGUCAGCAAUGUCCACAAGCUCUAGUGGUAAUCCAAGCAUAAGUAGUGGAACGACAACUCAAACAUUAGAUACAACACAACCUGUCUUAGACGAACUAACAGAUCCUUAUGCCAUUACAAGGUAUUUGUUAACUCGCGGAAAUUCCAAGAGGCACACGAUGGCCAAUCCUGAAGAUGUGCAUUCGUUACAGUCUAGUGCCACAACUGGUACACGUACACGGCGUACCGGUUUACUCACAGUCAUGGAAAGACCACCAGUAAUAUCACCCGAGCUAGUGAUGGAAGUAGAAGCUCGUAUGAGACGUAACUACAUGCCGCCUAUAAUUCCCCAACGUAAACAUUCUCGACAGUCGGCUAAACCCCACUUACCAACUGUACAAGAAUUACAAGGGCGUGAGCAAAAAUCAUUGGAGAGGUUCAGUCCUGUGAGACGAGGCAGUGAGGGAUCAGCAAGUGGCCAACGGACGCUCAGUCCAACAACACCUCAGCAAGAAUGUCAACGCCUUCAAAGAGGACUUGCACCGCGUAGUAGUCCUCCUAGAUCCAUUCCUGGAUCUCCAAUACAUCAAAUAGUCGGUGACUCUCGCCAUCAGAUCUCAGAAUCAUCAUCCCCUGUACAUCAGUCAUACGCCUGUACAACGGAUACUAACACAGUUCUAGGUUUAACUCAUGACAGUUUGGUUCAUUCAAAUUUGGGAUACGAUCCGAAUCGCAGUUUUAGUAAUAGUCCUUUACAUUCCGGUAAUAUUUCACCGUAUAGCAAUAGCGGAAGCAAUUUAGGUUCGCCCAUACAUCAAAAUCUAUAUGGGCAAAUGCCUAAUUUAACAAUGUAUUCGGGCAACAAUUCGCCUGUAUUGACUCCGCCAGUUUAUGUUGGUUAUACGCAAGCAGUAUCAGGUGCACUUUCACAACCUAACAGUAUUUCCUCCAUUACUCAAGGUAUAAGCGGUUUGAAUACAACCAGCACCGGUUCAAUAACGCAAGGAACGCCUUCGACCAAUCUCCAGUUGGAGCUCCGUAAUCAAUCCCAGACGCAGGAUGACACAAAAAUGGAGGUGCUGUCAUACCAACAGCAGUUUUCUCAGAAUUACUUGCAGAGUCAACCUAGUUACUUACACCAAUCACCUGUACCUCACCACAUGCAUCAUGUUUUGAACAUUCAUAAUCAUCGCAGCUUAACCAACUCGCCAAUUAGUAAUCCUGGUAGUCCUGGACUUGAUAUGAUACAGGAGGAACUUCCCCAUUUGCAUAAUCUUUCGAAAGCUGAGCCGCUACCACUUUGUCAUCCCCAAAUAUCUGUUACAGAUGUGCUAGGUAGUGAGGUAACGCUUGUAGCAGGUUCGGAUACCUCUGAAGAUUCACUUGAUAGUUUAGAUAAUCAGAAGGUACAAAAAAUACCGUCGUUUAUAAUAUCGGAACCGUUAGAAAAUCGUCCGUCAAUAACGCGUGGAAUUGGACGAAAGAGCAGUGCGGAGAAUGACGAUACAAAAUUUUUUAGUAAGGCAACUGAUGCGGAAGGUACAAACGAGGAGUUUUUUUUAAGAAGAAAUUCUGAUAGAAGUUCUUGCUACUCUGAUGAUUCACUUUCAAAUGACAGUCUCAGCAUUGGUAACCAAAGUCCCAGCUCCAGUUCCAACAAUACCCAAAGCAGCCAUUGCCACCUAGAUAUGCGUAAUCGACCAAUUGAUCCAAAUUUUGAGAAAAUGCAAAUUAAUCAGGAACUAGCCAAUUCAGGUACUCAAAACUUUCAAAUUUUUAAAAAUCUUAACUUGGCUUUGGCUCAUAACGAAGGUGAAACUAGGUUUAUCGUGCAAAAAAGGGAUAACAAUAUUAAUCUAAAACUGCUGGAUGGCGCUGCGUGUAACAGUCUACAGGAUUUUGUUGGGUACUAUGCGGAAGAUGGGAAGAUCUCCGAAUUAGAUCUUAAAGAUGCAUUCCAAAAGAAUUCUGGCUCCUACGAAUUGGAACUGUCGGAAGUGUGUUCUAAAUUGGAGACCAACGACAUUUUAGAAAUAGUAAAGCGAACAAUUAACGAUCAAAUUCCUCCCAAAUUGUGUGUACUAAAAACAUCGGAGGAAAUUGCUAAUAAACUUUCCCUCGAGUAUGAAGGCGGAAUACAGAUCGAGUUAAAAAUUAUUGACAAAAGAAAAGAUUCAAAGGGACUUAAAAUGCGACGGAUAUCGGGAGACUAUUUAGUCUAUAAUCAAUUAUGUCAACAGCUUAUUUCGUGUAUGACCGUUUCAUAGUAUCUCCUUAACCAAUUGUAAAUGCGGACGUUUUAGUUCGCACUUUGUGUUUUUUGUGACUGAUCAGAAUCCUUAUGGAUGUUGCAGACGUAGGCCUGAAUUUUGCAUUUUACUUUAUAUUUGCAUAGAACCAAGAAGUUAUGCAAAUGCAUGUUAUCAGGAACCAUGCACAGGUGGGAACUGAUGAAAUGCAUUAUGAUUAAUGAUCACCAGAUAUAUGAGAGAUGAUUAAAAUUCAACAUUAUUAUUUUUUAUGUCUUCUGACCAACGACCACGCCAAAGAAAUUUUAAAUGCAGUACUCGGGUCAUUGUUGAGUAGGUAUCCUUUGAUAUGGUUUGAAAUGUACAAGACGUCUUGUAGUUUUUGCAUUUUCUAUGAUAGUGCAGAGUCUAUUGAGGUUUUUUGGUUUCUAAUAGAAUGAUUAGAACUUACGGAAAAAUUUGGAAUCACAGUGAUCAAUUAUACAGGUUUACAACUUUUUUGACGUAUUUUCAACUGGUUUUGAAUUUUGUCACGCUGCAUGCAGGGGCGCAGGCAGUGCCCCCCCCCUCCCAUAUUUUAUAUUGGUAGAGCAAAGAUGCAUCAUUUAGUUGUAUUUUGUUUAAUUUAUAUGUAAAAUUAAUAUUCUAACUAAUUUUUUAAUUAUUUUCUUAAUUCUCAAACCCAGAGUAAAUUUGAAUCUGCCUGCUCACGCCAAAAUUAAUAUUUUACAAAUACUACUGUUCAUAAGGCUAUUUACUGACAGUACUGAGGAUAUGCGAAAAAGUAAAUUAUUUUGAAUUUACUGUUGAAAAUUAUUGGUAGUGCUGCUUGAAAUUGAAUUAUCACUUUUUACCUUGAAGACGGUAAAUCACCAUUUCUAAAACUUCUCUAUCAAAAAUUUUGACACAAUUUUGCAAAAUGGUUCUCUCACAUGCCAUGUUGGGAGACGCAGUAAGGUUUUCUUGUCAAGGAUAGGUAGAUUUUCUUGAGGUGAACUUUUCAAUCAUUAGGUUUUUGGAGACAAAAAUAGUUUUAGUUUUUAAAUACCUACACAUUCAGUAAUACAUACAGAUUUCCUAACAUUUGUUUAGGGGAGUUAUAAUUAUAUCUAGGAAUAUUUUUAGUGCAAGUAAUCCUUACAGCUACAUUAAUAUGGCUAGCUAUAUGUUUGCCUCGGACUCUGCUGUGUUGUAUGUUUCUUUUUUAUAUUACUAAAAUCAAUAAAUAGGUCGAAGAAGUAGCAAAGCAUACCUAUUCAACAAGAAGUAUGUACUUUGAUGUUGAUUGAUUUAAAUGAUCAAAAAUGAACUUAGAGCUAAUUUCCGAGAGCUCUAAAUAGAGACAUGAACUGGUCACUUUAUUCCUUGGUAAUUCAUGUGGUGGGAGAGGUAUGUAAAAUUGUGAUGUUUUUCAAGGAAACGUGUAUUGUUGACUGAGAGCGUUUUAGUAGUUCAGUAAGUCCUAAUUUCUUUCUAGUACUACUGCCAUGUUUAAUUUAAUUGUGCAAGUAUAGUUUUAGCAUUCCUAAUAGGUGUGAAUGGAUACAUGUUUCACGCUAAAAACGAUUGUUAUCUUUUAGAGUAAGUAUAGCUGAUGUUUGAACGACUCAAGCAAUGUGAAACAAUUGUGGUUAGAUCAUCCAGUUUACCGUAACAUCUCCUUAUUAAGGAAAAGUUUUUGCAGGGAAAUGUAUAGUAAACCACUUUUGUUGUAUCCCGUGGCAAUUUGAGUUAACACAUUUCUACGACUCUUGGUCAACAAUAUGUCAGUAUAAAAUACAUUGUAAAUAUUUAUGGCAGAACAUUCCAUUAUUGGUAAAUGAGCUGACUGAAAAUGAAUUCAUAAUUCAUGAUCUGAUUAUUAUAAUAAUCUUUGUAAAAGUUGCUUUUGAGAAAUUUUAAAAAUGUGACACCUUGAAAUAGGUGGGGGAUCGAAAGCAACUUUGUAUGUGUAUCAUAACUUAAAUUUUGUAUAUAACAGAAUUUUUUGUAAAUAUAUACCUAGUUUUGCACAAUUUGUAAAUAGUUUAGUUUUAGUUCAGUAUUUGAACCAGGUACACAUGUUAAAAAUUGUUUCCAUUUUCUUAUUGUUUAAAUCAGCAUUUUCGUUGAAGUAAAACUGUAUAUUUUUAUAAAUAUUGUAAAUAGUUCUUGAAGAGUUUUAACAUUCCUACUAGGUAAUUCUAAACAAAGAUUUGUUAUUGCAGUUUACUAGCACAAUUCAUUAUUAUAACUUAAGUAGUGUCAAACGUACGUAUAUCAAUUUUGAAUUAUAGGCGAUGAAAUAUAUUCCGCUGAUUAAAACUUGUUGGGUCGAUUUAAAUUACGGGUAAAAAUUGUUUCAUUUGUUGUGUUUGACCAUUUUGGAAGCGGGACCUACACAAGAUUUGAAAUUAUGUUUAACAUCUUUUGUAUGUAGUAGAUCGCUUUGGCACCACAUUUAAAAAAGUCUUAAUAAUAAAAGGUUGUAUAAAUCUUAGUAUUUCUGUCAAUUCAAAUCUGUGAUGUGAAUAAAUGACUGGACGAACGUU
Molecule: messenger RNA, 6656 nt
Organism: Photinus pyralis (common eastern firefly)
Lineage: Eukaryota; Metazoa; Arthropoda; Insecta; Coleoptera; Lampyridae
Gene: Sik3
Product: serine/threonine-protein kinase SIK3 homolog
Exons: 16
Coding region: 136-4143 (1335 amino acids)
Biological process (GO): microtubule cytoskeleton organization; protein phosphorylation; intracellular signal transduction
Cellular component (GO): cytoplasm
Molecular function (GO): ATP binding; tau-protein kinase activity; protein serine/threonine kinase activity
Source: RefSeq, a predicted model, not a curated record